CCAUCAUACCCCAUCUACUCCCCCCAAAACAACAUCAACAUGGCAUCCCCCCUCCCCCACAUCCACCUCCUCUGCAUGGACGACCACUUCAGCCAAACCCUCCAAACCCUCCUCUCCUCCCCAACAACCAACACCACCAACUUCCCCCAAAUCACCAUCCACAACUGCUCCCUGUCGUACCUCUCCACCACCACCUCCAUCACCUUCGACGCCAUCGUCUCCCCCGCCAACUCCUACGGCCGUCUCGACGGCGGCUUUGACGACGCCAUCUCCCGCGCCUUCUCCCCGAAGCAAGAUUACCUCGCUCUGACCCGUCACGUGCAAUCCAUCCUCUACGAUGAAUAUCGCGGCUUCUUGCCCCCGGGGUCCUGUAGAUUAAUCCCCAUCCCGGAGGAAUUCACCCCGCUGUCGCGGAAUAUCUGGAACACGAGAUACCUGGCCCUGUGUCCGACGAUGAGAGUACCCCAGGAUACGCGCUGGGAUCGCGAGGUCGUGUAUGAGUGUCUUUGGAGUUUGUUUUGUGCGGUGGAGAGACAUAAUCGGGGUGCGGAGGAAGCAGAGAGGAUUGAGAGUGUGCUCAUGACGCCGUUGGCGACUGGGUGUGGGUUUGUCUCGCCGGAGAAGUGGGCCAGGCAGAUGGUGUUGGCGAUGAGGCAUUAUGUGGAUGCGGUGAUGGAUCCGGGGAAAUGGUCGGGUUUGGAUUUGAGGAUGGCGGGGAAGUUGGCGAGGGAGGUGGAGGGGACGUGGGAGUUGUGAUUGUUUUUUUUUAUGGACUGGUGGUUGAGUGAGAUGUCUAAAUGGGUGGAUGGAAUGAUGCGCACAGGAGGUCAAGCAUAGCCGUUCUAGCACAUUUAACACUCCAAGCUAACUGCGAGGGUGCCAUAAUCCAAUCACUGCUACAUCGUCGGGUUGACACGAUGCGUAAAUGAUAAUAUGAAACAUGUUGGUGCGCUACUCUGGUCGAG
Molecule: messenger RNA, 965 nt
Organism: Aspergillus ibericus CBS 121593
Lineage: Eukaryota; Fungi; Ascomycota; Eurotiomycetes; Eurotiales; Aspergillaceae
Exons: 1
Coding region: 40-756 (238 amino acids)
Source: RefSeq, a predicted model, not a curated record